Messenger RNA from Oenanthe melanoleuca, 3990 nucleotides. Its product is annotated as flavin-containing monooxygenase 5-like. The record is from RefSeq and is a predicted model, not a curated record. The coding region runs from base 2076 to 3680 and encodes 534 amino acids. Gene Ontology annotation, molecular function: N,N-dimethylaniline monooxygenase activity; NADP binding; flavin adenine dinucleotide binding. The transcript has 9 exons. Lineage: Eukaryota; Metazoa; Chordata; Aves; Passeriformes; Muscicapidae.
UUCCAUAUUGUUCCUAAUUUAAGUGCUGCACUAAGGCUAGAUGUGGAGCACAUGGCUCCCAGAGCCAUGGAGCAAGGAUAGUGGCACUGAAGGCUUGGUCAUCCAGUGGGCAACAAGGGAAGCAGCUCCCAGCAGCAGCCAGAUGCUGAAGUUCUUGUCCAGAGUUUCCCAGUUCCUUUUUCCCUCCACAGGGUUUUCAGUUUCUCAGGGGGUACAACACAUUCACAGCAAUUCCUGAUCAACAGCAUAUUCCAGGCUGCAGAGGGAGUCCUGCAGAGCCAGCCCAGAAAUACACCCAGCCCCAGGUCAGCCCAGAAAUACAGCCAGCCCCUGACCUGAGCCCAGAAAUACACCCAGCCCCAGGUCAGCCCAGAAAUACAGCCAGCCCCUGACCUGAGCCCAGAAAUACACCCAGCCCCAGGUCAGCCCAGAAAUACAGCCAGCCCCAGGUCUGAGCCCAGAAAUACACCCAGCCCCAAGUCAGAACCUUGCUUGCACCUCCUGCAGCAAGGGGCCCUGGCUCUGCCAACCACCACCACAGCUCUCUGUGCCCCAGGCAGGCUGGCUUUCCUCCCCUGGCACCACUGGCAGCCUGUUUUCCACAGAGGACUGCUGGUCCUUUGCAGGAGGGGACCACAAGGAGCCUGGUCUCCUUAAUAAUGAGCUGGGGCUGAGACUGAGCCAGAAAAUCACAGAACGCUCUUCAUGAGGGACUACAGCCAAGGAGGGAGUGAGGGCUCUAGACUUAGCUCUGAUAAUCAGCUUAAACAGUGCUCCUGGCAUGUGGGGAGAGGGAUUGGGCCCAGGUGAGGCUCUUAGUGGUCACUGAGGUCUAUUAGUGCACUCAGGCCCUGGAAAACACCAAUUAAGUCGUAUUAGGACCAGGCAGUGUUUAAGUGUGUUAUUCUCCUGGGUAGAGCUUGUAGGAGUAGUCUGAUGGCUGCUGGUAUGAGCACCCUGUCACUGCCAGUUGUACAGGGGCUGAAAUGGAGGUGCUUGACAUGACAGGAUUCCUCUGGAGCUGAGCCCUGGGUUGGUGCUGCAACCGAAAAAUAAUCCCCUGGGUUGCACUGCAUGCCUGGCAGCCAGCUGGGCUAGUCUGGCAUUUGCACAGCAGCACCAGGACACUCCAGCCGGCAGAGACCAGACCUGUAGUGGCUGUGGGAGCACAGGCAGGUGGCACACUCUGGCUGGACAGGGCUUGUGCUGUGCCAAAACAUCUUUGCUCUACCUUCUCCAAAACUCAGCGUCUUUCUGUUCUUAGAGCUGUUGGGGUCUUCCUCUCUACAUCAUGGAGGUUACAGCAGCAACUUGUUUAUGUGUGUGCAAAAGAACUGCUCCUGAUUCACUUGCAUGAUGCUCCACAAGGUCCUGGUAGCACCCACCAACAGCACUGCACAGCCCUGCUGGCUCACAGGCUGCCUGGCAACCCUCACACCUUUUCAAAACUCCACCAGAGACCUUUGCUCUCCUUUUGUGCUUGUCACUUGUCACUGCUCCUUCAAGCAUGGGUGCAACCCAGUAAUAGGACAGAAGAGCUUUCUGCUCCACUUGUCCCAUGGCAUUUGUGCCCACUGUGGAAUCCCAGAGCAGACACCACAGCAGACACUGCUGCACACACUCUACAUCCCGGGUGCUUGCCAGGUGUGGGGAACUCUGAAUUUCCACAUAUAUCAACCAACCAAAUACCAACCUAGUCCAAAAUGUCAUGGCAUGACCCUGGUGCCCAACAGAACAGUUUGUCUGUACUGUGUCCAACUACAGGGGGGUAAAGUCCAGGGCUGUGCAGCGUCCUAUAGGGAGAAGGGCAAAUUCAGAGGGCAACCUGCACAGAGGUUCCAUAGCACAGCAGAACGGUGGAGAGCUCAGAGGUCCCCUGUACCUGUUGCCAUCGGGUAGUCUGUGCAGAGCUUGCAAAAGAGCCAGAAGCCAGCUGACAGCGGAACAGGAAGAGUAGCACUGCCAGUGCUGCCACCUCUCCAUUCCUGUGCUGAUCCCUUGCUUGGCUGCUCAGCCCCGCUGUCCCACGCUGUCCCACGCUGUCCCCAGGCAGAGAGCCCGUGGUGGAGCGCAGCAUGGCAAAGAAGGUGGCCAUCAUCGGCGGGGGCAGCAGCGGGCUGUGCGCCAUCAAAGCCUGCCUGCAGGAGGGGCUGGAGCCCGUCUGCUUCGAGAGGACCGGCGACAUCGGAGGCCUCUGGAGGUUUGAGGAGCGCCCCGAGGACGGCCGUGCCAGCAUCUACCGCUCCGUCAUCAUCAACACCUCCAAGGAGAUGAUGUGCUUCAGCGACUUCCCCAUCCCCGACGACUUCCCCAACUACAUGCACAACUCCAAGAUCAUGGAAUACUUCCGCAUGUACGCCCGGCGCUUCGACCUGCUGCGCCACAUCCGCUUCAGGACCAGCGUGUGCCGCGUGUCCAAGCGCCCCGACUUCGCCAGCAGCGGCCAGUGGGAGGUGCUGACGGAGAGCGAGGGCAAGCGGGAGGCGGCCGUCUUCGACGCCGUGCUGGUGUGCAGCGGGCACCACACCGACGCGCAUCUCCCGCUCAGCUCCUUCCCAGGGCUGGAGAAGUUUGAGGGCUGGUACCUGCACAGCCGGGACUACAAGAGCCCUCAGCCCUUUUUGGGAAAACAGGUGGUCGUGGUUGGCAUUGGGAAUUCAGGCAUCGAUAUUGCAGUGGAGCUGAGCCACACAGCCAAGCAGGUUUUCCUCAGCACCAGGCGUGGGUCCUGGGUGAUGCACCGGGUGGCCAAGAGCGGGUACCCCUUUGAUUUCAGCUACAUCAGCCGCUUCACGCAGCUCCUCCAGAACCUGCUGCCUCCAAACAUCAUCAGUUUCUUCCUGGAGCGGGAGCUGAACGCCCGCUUUGACCACACGCUCUACGGCCUAAAGCCCACGCACCGGAUCCUUGACCAGCACCCGACCAUCAACGAUGACCUGCCCAACCGCAUCAUUUCGGGCAGGGUGCGGGUGAAGCCAAACGUCCAGGAGUUCACAGAGACAUCUGCCAUCUUUGAGGAUGGCACCAGGGAAAACAUCGAUGCUGUGGUUUUUGCCACGGGAUACAGCUUCUCCUUCCCCUUCCUUGACGACUUCAAGGUGGUGGAGAACCAGAUUCCCCUCUACAAAUUCGUGUUCCCCCCUGACCUGGAGAAGCCAACGCUGGCUUUCAUCGGCUUCAUCCAGCCCCUGGGUGCCAUCAUGCCCAUCUCAGAGCUCCAGUGUCGCUGGGCCACCCGUGUCUUCAAAGGGCUGCAGGGCUUGCCGCCACCCGCCGACAUGCUGGCUGAAAUCACACAAACCAAGCAGAGAAUGGCUGAGCGGUACGUGAAGAGCCAGCGGCACACCAUCCAGGUGGAUUACAUCCCUUACAUGGACGAGCUCGCCUGCCAGCUGGGGGUGAAGCCCAGCCUGCUCACGCUGCUCCUCACGGACCCCAAGCUGGCGGUGGAGGUGGCUUUCGGUCCCUGCACGCCGUACCAGUACCGGCUGCGGGGCCCGGGCGCCUGGGCGGGUGCCAGGGCCGCCAUCCUCACCCAGCAGCAGCGUGUGGUGAGGGCCCUGCAGCCGCGGGCCCACGGCCGCCAUGCCCGCUCCAGCGCCGCGCCCCACGCCCUCACGGUGCUCUUCAGCAUCGCCAUGAUUGCGGCCACCCUCAUCUACGUCUCGCUCUCUCCCUAGCCUAAAGGGAAGGAGACAGGCGGGUCCUGCCGGCAAUCUGCUCCUUUUCCCUUAAGCUUGUGUCUGUGGUGUCCUGCUAGCUGUGCCGGAGCACGGAAGGAGUCGCUCCAUGAAGGUGCACCCUGCUCCUUCAAGGCUGCGCCUUCCCGCUGUGCUCCCACCAAGUCUGCUCACGGGCUGCCCUGCGAACAGCUCCCGAGCUCUGUCUAUGGGUUUGGUCACAGAGGUGGUGGGCAAACUGGGAUCGUGCCCAAGCGAGGAAGAGGGCAAUAAAGCAAUAAAGCUUGUCUCCGUGCGACGGGGACCGGAC